Orbicella faveolata is the source of this 2222-nucleotide messenger RNA. RefSeq lists its product as uncharacterized. NCBI's taxonomy places the organism in Eukaryota, Metazoa, Cnidaria, Anthozoa, Scleractinia, Merulinidae. Gene Ontology annotation, cellular component: nucleus. The record is from RefSeq and is a predicted model, not a curated record. Gene Ontology annotation, biological process: single strand break repair; base-excision repair. Gene Ontology annotation, molecular function: damaged DNA binding.
UUCGUGAUGAAGUUGCAUUAUUUCUAGAGGAAAUUGAUUUCACCAAGAUUGAUCUUCAAAAGUUUACAUUUGGAGGUAAUUUCUAUCUGUGCCUUGGUGAAGUUGAGGGAGACUUAUUUUAAUUUAUGAUAAGUGCAUGUACCAUGGAUUCUAGAGUGAGAGGUCAAGGUUUGAGUCCUGUCUGGGGUAAUAUUGUUAGUAAACUUUGUUUUGUUUCUACAGACUUGAGGAGCCAAAUGGAAGCACAGCGAGGUUGUUCUCUUACAAAAGCAGAGAAAAGAGUAUUUCUUCAGAUGACUAAAGCUGCCAUUGAGAAAUCCGUGCCACCUACCUCUGAUAGCGAUGAUCAAGAGGAUGUUCUAGAAUUAUCUGCGAACAAAUGUGAUGUCAGUCCAACUGUUGCAAAGACUAAAAAUCCUAACAGAACAAACAAAAAGACCAAUGAAAGCAGUAGUAAAACACUCAAUUCUAAGGAGAAAACCCCUUCAAGUGCUAAGCAAAGUCCACCACUGCCUUCUACAACAACUGCAUCUACACCUGAAAACAAAAACUACAGAAGAAAGAAAUCUUCAAUAGUCCUUGAUGACGAAAUAUUCAAGGUGGACCUCCCCUCGGCUUCAUCAAGUAUUCCUGUCGAUGAUGACACUGACGAUCUCCCCUCCAUGUUAUACUCUUCUGAAGACAACAUACCAGCCAGGCAAGAGUUCUGUUAUGGCAGAGACUAUCAGUCAUCGCCUAUCAAGAACAAUUCAUCAGAUUCCAUGGUAGAAUGUCCAAUCUGCAGCAAGUUCUUUCCAACAGCUGAAGUGGAAUUCCAUGCUGCCUUGUGUGUCAAUGAAACAGAUCCUACACCAAGCAUGGCAGCACCCGAGGAUGACUUGAUGCCAUGCCCGAUUUGCUCUAGAUUGUUUUCUUUGGCUCAGAUAGAGCAACAUGCAGAUGAGUGUGUUGAGACAAGCAUAAGUGAAGGUAGCAAUAACUUAGAGAGAGAGGGGAUAACCAUUUGAUUAGAUCUACAACGAUUACAUGUAUAAAUCACUUACCUGUGUAUAAAUUAUUAGCAUGAGAAGAUUUGAAGUUAUUUUAAUUUUUUUUCCACAAAUCUUGUACCUCAAAUUUCAUGGUAGAAAAAAAAUAUAUUUUUAAAAUUUCACCGACAUUGGACUGGGAGAGAAAUGAGAAAACUAAUGAAGUAAUAUAUCUUAAAAGUGCUCGGUAUUGGAUCCAAGUUCAGCAAUUAGACAUUUUUAAGCACUUUUUUAGAAAAGAAACUUUUGUUUAGUGUAGUAAUGUAAGUUUAUCACUUGCAGCUAUUAUAAAGGUGUAUUAGUGUGCAGCUGAAGUCAUUACAAUACUAUAGCACUAGCCAACCCUGGAUGUAAUAUUUGGUUUGGAAUUAUAUUAUCCAUCAGAAAUCAAACGUUGUACUAAUGGCUAGUUUUCACCCUCCACCAAUUGCUGGACUCCCAAUUUCUUUGUUUCUUUUCAAACUAACAUUGAAAAUUGCCUAGCCUAAACGUCUGUUGUAGCUGUAUGGAAAAUGUUGCGUUUUUCAGGGCUUAUAUCUGGAAUAUCUACAGACAAAUGGUCCUUAUUUUAUGACAAGGGGCUUACAAGUGGUUUCCAAAGUUCUUUCAAGUUCUCUUGAAUGUUAAAGAGAACUUAUUAUGUUUCAAAAGAGUUGGGUGUGCUUUCAGCCAUUCAGACUGCACAUUUUCUCUGACCAAUCAUCUCACCUAACUCAUGGAAUAUAGAUUCAUGGGAAAUUAUAACAUUUAAUGUCCUUCAUUGACCAUGGUACCUUAGUUGCCUCUACCUUGAUUAAAAACACCAAAUAGUAGAGGGCUUAUCAUCUACACUGUUCAGUGAAAAUACAUUUAUCUUAUUUACCAACCAAGGCUGGCAAAUAGUUUUUUCGCUACGGUAUUGCUUUGAAAGCAACUAUUGUGUUGAAUUUCAAUUAAAGCUGUUUGGUCCAAAUCUGGCACAAAAAGCAGUACUGAUUGCAGAAUUUGUUAUUAGAAUCCAUAAUUGUUUGACUCUAUGUUGAAUGUCUUGCAGUGUAUUCAAAGCCUUGAAAAGUUGCCAAAGUUGGAAUUUCAGAAUAGUCCCAACUCGGGGUUCGGAUGGGAAAAUCCAGAUAGCUUGUGCACAUGCGAUUAGCCAAUCAGAUUUAAGGAUUAAAGUGCCUAUGAAGUAAAAAAUAAUUGCUGCUUAUUUGA